Messenger RNA from Aureobasidium subglaciale EXF-2481, 1844 nucleotides. RefSeq lists its product as uncharacterized. The transcript has a single exon. Gene Ontology annotation, molecular function: protein binding. The record is from RefSeq and is a predicted model, not a curated record. Bases 33 to 1712 code for a protein of 559 amino acids. NCBI's taxonomy places the organism in Eukaryota, Fungi, Ascomycota, Dothideomycetes, Dothideales, Saccotheciaceae.
AAGCUAUUUUCUGCAAGCGACAAGGUGACAAGAUGGUCAAGCGCAGGGCAUCAGACACGCUUGAGGAUGAGCGUCACAAGAAACGAUUACACGAAAGUGAGCCGGAUUGGGUGUCUCGACUCAGCCACGAACUGACGCUGCGGGUCUUGUCAUUUCUGCCCGUGCCCGACUUGAUCAUCUGCCAGAGCGUGUCGCGACAUUUCCACCUUCUCGCUGGAGACUCGCAAUUAUGGAAAGCUCUAUACUACAACCGGUUUGUCCGACCGAGGGCAUCACGUAUACCUGGCAUUCACGAAUCUGGAAUACCGGCUGAGAGUCUAUGGUAUUCGAGCAAGCUAUCCAAAUGGCUGGACGAGGACAACCUGGUCAGAAGAGGGAAAGAGACAAACUGGAAGAGGCAGUACAAGACAAGGCACAACUGGACAAAAGGAACAUGCGGUGUCAGUGAGGUCCCUGUCUCGCCGGAAGCGUCAGUCCCACCAACUCUGCUUCACAUGCACGACGGCAUCAUCUUCAUGGCAGACCAGCUUCACGGUCUACGUGCGUGGUCUUCUCAAUCCGGCAAGGGCAUCCUAGCCACCAUCCCAUUUCCUAACCAUGACAGCUCUCCAUCGGCUCUGACUGUCGACUCUGCGUCUGCGUCCGCAUCUGCAUGUACCAUCACUCUGGCUGUAGGCUUCCAGGACGGCUCUUUCACGCUUUACGACCUCCAACUCCACCAGCGUCGCUUUGUUACUCGCUACUCUCACGAACCUUCUUCCAAUGGCUUGAUCUCGGCUGCUGCAAUAUCCUUCCCCUACCUGGCCACCAUGACUGCAAGCCAGCUCCUAUCUUUCUACAAGUUUGCAAUCAAGGACGAUGAGACGAUAGAAUCUGGAACUGUCGGACCGCCCCGCUUAUUACAGUCCUUGCACUCUCGCACAGUCUGGCCACCGCUCACCCUAUCCAUCCGACCACAACCAGAUACUGUACUGGUAUCAAUAGCCUACUCUCUACCCACCUACCUUAGCGGCUGGACUGUUGGGAUCCAAGAGAUGCGCUUAACACCAGAAGGCAAACUCCUCGAAUCUCGUCUCGCCUCAGCAAUCGAUCAAAACUACCGCCCUCUUACCUUCAACAACUCCCCCAUACCAACGCCACCACCACAGAACAUUCCCCCUUUUGGCCACUUCAACACUUCGGAAGCGAACCAAAUACAUUCGAAACCGACCUCUCUAUCCUACUCUCACCCAUAUCUCCUAGUCUCCCACCCUGACAACACAUUGACACUCUACCUCGUCUCCUCCACAACAGAGACUCUCAAAAUCAGCCCAGGCAACAGACUUUGGGGCCACACUUCCUCAGUCUCUGGUGCUCACGUAGGAGGUCGUGGUAAAGCAGUCUCUGUCAGUACUCGCGGCGACGAACUCCGCGUCUGGGAACUCGAAGGUGGCUUUGCAUCAGCAGCGGCGCGAAGAAGAUUAGCAGCCGGUGAACUGAGCGUGCAAUUACGACCUGAGAGACCGACCAUGGCAUCAAUACCACCUUCUAUUGACGAUCCUGCUCCGCCGAUCAAGUCAAGAAAUAUUGGAUUGGGUGCUGCACUGCAGAAUAGCGGGUUAGAUGAGACUAGCAUGACGAGAGGCUGGGUAGGCUUCGACGACGAUAAAGUCGUCGUGCUGAAAGAGAAAUAUUGUGGUAAUCAAGCCUUGGUGAUUUAUGACUUUACGUAGCGAUCUGUUUUUUUUACCUCUAUUUCUUAUCUUUACAAAAAACAAUUCCUUGACAUGGAUAUUUCUCCCUCGCCAUUGUACAGAUAUCGAUUUGGUGUCUCGUGUUUGGUGGUAAAUUCGCAACUUUUCCAC